AUGCGAGGCAUCCGCUCAGUUCUGCAGUACUAUCGCCAGCAAUCUCGAGCCAGGGCCGAACAGAGCAAGGCGAAGCAGAACAUGAUGAAGUCCAUCACCAUCCCGUUCACGGAGGAGGAGAUCCUCAACACCAUCUGGUUCCUCAUCAUCGGUCUCGAAGUCAUCCUCAUCAUCGGAAUCUCCAUCCAGAGCAUGAUCCGCCGCGUCCGGUCCAAGGCCGCCUCUUACGACUACGGCUACUCGUCGUAUCCCCGCUACUACUCGGCAUCGUACAGGGGCGUCAUGCCCUCGCCAGUCCUGCCUCUGGAGGAGAAGAAGCGUCUCUACCUCGAGGCCACGAGCCGCAGGGGCUGCAUGAUUCCCUGA
Messenger RNA from Geosmithia morbida, 366 nucleotides. RefSeq lists its product as uncharacterized. The transcript has 2 exons. NCBI's taxonomy places the organism in Eukaryota, Fungi, Ascomycota, Sordariomycetes, Hypocreales, Bionectriaceae. The coding region runs from base 1 to 366 and encodes 121 amino acids. The record is from RefSeq and is a predicted model, not a curated record.